This is a messenger RNA of Cucurbita pepo subsp. pepo (vegetable marrow), 2989 nucleotides long. Lineage: Eukaryota; Viridiplantae; Streptophyta; Magnoliopsida; Cucurbitales; Cucurbitaceae. The record is from RefSeq and is a predicted model, not a curated record.
CUGUGUGUGUGUGUGCGCCAUUGCCUCUCAGUACAGCUUUUCUCUGAUAUUUCUUCUUUUCUCUUCCGAUCUUCCUUCCUUCUUCAAGAUCCGCUUCCAUUUUUCUCUCAGAAUCUCCAUUUCUUAGCUUUACACCUCCUUUUCCCUCUUCUCUUUGUUCUUGCUGUAAGCAAUCGGCUCAAAGAAGCUCUUUCUCUCCGAUUUCCCUGUUUCAAGUUCUUCUCUGGGUUCUCUCGAGAUCGUUGCUAUCUGUGAUUCUCCAAAUUUGUAGUUCUUUGCGCCAAGUUUAAUUAAAAAGAAAAAAAAAUUCAGACCCGUGCUGUGAUCUGUGUACAGUAUUGUUCUCCAGCCAUUUUUUGGAGACUUGGCCGAGUUUUGUUGUUGGCAAUAGCUGUGUUCACUUACCAUUUUUACAUUUCAGUUCGAUUUCAGCUGUCGAUGAAGUAUUUUGUUGUCUGUAUUGAACUUUUGAAAGUAUAAUUUUAGCCGUCUCUUAGUUGAGUUUGCCUUUUGGUACUAUCUCUCGGUUUUGAGUUUGAAGUUGGGUUUUCUGUAGCGUGUUGUAAAGUAAUAGGUUGUUGAUGUCAAGAGCUUACUGACUUGUUAAGUUAAUUUGGAUUACUUGCUUGUAAUACACUUGAUUCCAAUUGACAUUGGGGGCUGUGGAUCUCUGGUUGAGCUCAAGCUUGAAGCUACGGCGUUAUAUGCUCUAAUUGCUAUAUCGAUCUGGGAACUUGGGAAGCUUUGUUGGCAAUAUGCAGCCUGAUCAGAGAAGAAAGUCGUCUAUAGAUGUGGAUUUCUUCACGGAAUAUGGUGAAGGGAGCAGGUAUAGAAUAGAGGAAGUAAUUGGUAAAGGAAGUUAUGGUGUUGUGUGCUCUGCAUAUGAUACUCACAUUGGGGAGAAAGUUGCAAUUAAGAAGAUCAACGACAUCUUUGAGCAUGUCUCCGAUGCAACUCGGAUUCUUCGUGAGAUAAAACUUUUAAGACUUUUGAGACAUCCAGACAUUGUGGAGAUAAAGCACAUCCUAUUACCUCCAUCUAGAAGAGAAUUCAAGGACAUUUAUGUCGUGUUUGAGCUCAUGGAAUCUGAUCUACACCAAGUUAUCAAAGCAAACGAUGAUUUGACUCCAGAACAUUAUCAGUUCUUUCUUUACCAGCUUCUUCGAGGCUUGAAAUAUAUACACACAGCUAAUGUCUUCCACCGGGACCUAAAACCCAAAAAUAUCUUAGCAAAUGCUGACUGCAAACUCAAGAUCUGUGACUUUGGUCUGGCAAGAGUUGCUUUUAAUGAUACCCCUACUGCUAUUUUCUGGACAGAUUAUGUAGCAACAAGGUGGUACAGAGCUCCUGAACUGUGUGGUUCCUUUUUCUCAAAGUAUACACCAGCAAUAGAUAUAUGGAGCAUUGGUUGCAUCUUUGCGGAGCUUUUAACUGGAAAACCACUUUUCCCUGGAAAGAACGUCGUCCACCAAUUAGACUUGAUGACAGAUUUUCUGGGAACCCCAAAUGCAGAAGCCAUUGCCAGGGUACGAAAUGAGAAAGCUCGAAGAUACUUGAGCAGUAUGCGAAAGAAGAAGCCGGUUCCUUUCUCCCAGAAGUUUCCUCACGCAGAUCCACUUGCACUUCGCUUGUUGGAAAGAAUGUUAGCUUUCGAGCCAAAGGAUCGACCUACAGCAGAGGAGGCCCUUGCAGAUCCAUAUUUUAAAGGCUUAGCGAAGGUUGAGAGAGAGCCAUCUGCUCAACCUGUAACUAAGAUGGAAUUUGAAUUUGAGAGACGAAGGAUAACCAAAGAAGAUGUUAGGGAGCUUAUUUACCGGGAGAUUCUCGAGUACCAUCCAAAGAUGUUGAAGGAAUUCUUAGAUGGAUCUGAACCUACUGGUUUCAUGUAUCCAAGUGCAGUUGACCAUUUUAAGAAGCAAUUUGCCUUCCUUGAAGAACACUACGGAAAUGGUGCAACUGUUGCUCCUCCUGAAAGGCAGCAUGCAUCCUUGCCUAGGCCAUGUGUUUUAUAUUCAGAUAACACGAUGCAGAACUCGACACAAGUUGCAAAUGACCUAUCCAAAUGUUCCAUCAAAGAAGUUGAGAGGCCACAAGUGGAUAGGACUUGCAAUAUUCCUUUGACUAGAGUUCCUAUUCAAGUUCCUCAGUCUAUUCAAGGCAAUGGUGCAAGGCCUGGAAAAGUUGUUGGCAACGUGUUACGAUACAACUGCGGAGCAGCAGCAGCAGCAGCAGUGGCACCAGAAGUUCUGGAACAGCGGAGGAUGAUCAGAAACCCGUCCAUUCCACCACCAUACGCCGCUACUAACUGUUCGUAUCCCAGACGAAACCCAUCCUGUAAAAAUGAAAGGACUGAUGAUGAAGCCAUUGAAGGUUCAAAUGGGUUGCAGCCAAAACCUCAGUACAUAGCUAGAAAAGUUGCUGCUGCCCAAGGUGGACCAGGAAAUAACUGGUACUGAAUCUAUAAUCCACUGUUCAUUCUUGGGUCUCCGGUCAUUUCAGUGAAGACGUAACCGAUCUCCAUUGCGGGCUUGUACUGAAACUUCUCGAGGACCAUCUCCCACGAGUCUGAGUGAAACCAACAGCAGCAACAUUACAUGAGACGAUGAAGUUUAAGACAUGAUUCAUUGGAAAGACAAAGAAAACUGUAGUCUAUGUUGCUGACAAAGUUGGGUUGCUAUUGUAGCAUUCUUAUUGUUCGUCGAAGCGUUCGUGUUCAUCGUCGAAGCUUUGUGACUGAUUGCAGCUUACCUGGUACUUGAUAUUAGGACCAUGAUGCUGAUUAUUAUGCUUUCUUUAUACUGUUUUUCUCUUUCGCAGGUAUAAGUUACAAAAGUUCACUAAUCCCAAUCCACUAAGAUUGCUGUUUGAAGAUAUUUGGAACCUGAAAAUCAAAACCUUAAUCAGUAGCUGAUUCUCUUAUGUAUGAAAAGUGUAAUCCCUUUAACUUAUUUAUAUUUAUCACAUAAGCCGUCUCUUAUCUGCUUCUUCA